Messenger RNA from Colletotrichum karsti, 279 nucleotides. RefSeq names its product proline-rich antigen. The record is from RefSeq and is a predicted model, not a curated record. Bases 1 to 279 code for a protein of 92 amino acids. NCBI's taxonomy places the organism in Eukaryota, Fungi, Ascomycota, Sordariomycetes, Glomerellales, Glomerellaceae. The transcript has 4 exons.
AUGCAGUUCAAGACCCUCGCCAUCACUCUCUUCGCCAGUCUCGUUGCCGCUCAGGACAUUUCCGAGCUUCCUGACUGCGCUGAGCCUUGUUUUGUUGACAAUUUCCCCAUUUCCGGCUGCGCCUCCCAGACCGACUUCGCCUGCAUUUGCGCUUCUUCUGCCUACAACCAGGCUGUCACCGCCUGUGUCCUCGGCGCCUGCGGUAGUGCCGAUGUCCUCGCUGCCCUCAACUGGGCCACUGAGACCUGCAACUCUGUCGGAGUUCCUAUCGAGAUCUAA